Messenger RNA from Peniophora sp. CBMAI 1063, 2460 nucleotides. The record is from the annotation of a GenBank genome assembly. Lineage: Eukaryota; Fungi; Basidiomycota; Agaricomycetes; Russulales; Peniophoraceae.
AUGCUCGAGACGGACACGCGCAAGCGACCGUCGCAGGACCCUAUUGCCCCACCUCCGACCAAGAAACGUGCAUUGACGGGAGAGAAUGGGUCGCCUAUAUUGGUCAACGGCAAUGCGCCAGCGACGCCGUCGCCAGAUGGAGACGAGCCCAGAGACCAGGAUAACCUCGAGCAAUUUCGCAAGGAGGCUAUAUGGCGACGCAUGAAACACUACUCGCGUGAGGUCGAACGAAGUAAAGCGCGCGUGACAGAGCUUGAGCGUGUCAAGACAUCCUUCGAAGCCAGUCUGGCAGCGAUAGGAUCGAGCUGGGGCCAGAUUAUCAACGUUGUCCAAGAUUUGAGUGGUCAAGUCGACGCGAACGGAGUGCAUGCGUCAGCGGAAGAGUUGCUCGACCUGGUUAGACCUGAUCCUGCUGUCAAGACUGAAGACCUGGCAGAGGUUCUGCAUGCCAAGGCGGAGGCGACGAAGGCAUUACUGUCCGGGUUAAGUCGAACGUCCGCACCGGAUGACGUCCGACAGAAAUAUCAUGCCGCGCAAUCUGAACUCACCGCACUGCGUUCACAACUCGCCGUUUCUCAAGGAGCGUUGAAGGACACACGUACGCAACGCGAUGAAUUGCACCGAGAAUUGCGACUGGCCCAGACACGCCUUGACCGCGAAAGCAGCCGAACCGUUCGUGCGAACAACCCCCGAAGCGCGUCAGAUGCCCCAGAAGAUGCGAACGGCGAUGUAAAGCAGGAAACGACGUCAGCUACAGCGACGCCCGUGCGUGCAUCUCCAUUGCCUGCUGUCGAAGGAAGUGAAGACGUACAGCGCUUGCGCGAUGCUUGCGAGGCAAUGCAUGCCUCAAAGACCAGCCUUGAGCACGAACUUGUCAAGUUACGGGACGAGCUUCACUCCGCGAAGGCCGACGCAACUCGCACCGCUUCCAAUCUGAGCGAAGAGCAAAUUCACUCGAAUCCGUUCUAUCAGGCUGCCAUUUCGAAGGCGGCAGCGCUCGCAGAAUCGAAUCGGGAGUUACACGAGACAUCGGAUGAACGCAUGCGAUUCAUCACGUCGCUACAAGCCAAAUAUGAGGAAGACCUUUCGACGUAUGAGGCUGACAGCAAGAAGAUGGAGCAGAAUCUGGUAGCGCUUGCUGAGAAACGGGAUGCGGACCUCGCACGUAUUCGCGGAGUUCGUGAUGAGAUUGCUGCGCAGAAUAGGGAAUUGAAGGCGCGGGAAGAGCUCAGGCUCCGUUCUGUCGACGAGGUGCAGAAGCUUGCGGAUACGCGUGCUGCUCGCAUCGAGGUUCUCCUGUCAGAAUUAGCGCGCGUAAAGAGCCUUCUCGCCGCUAAGGCCGGCGACGAAAGUUUGGCUGCUUUCCUGGCGGCUGAGAAAUCAGGGGAUAUUACAUACGUUGAAUCGCUCAAGGAGCGCCUGUCACAAGCGGAGAGCGAGGCGACAGCAAUGCGGGCGACACUCGAGUCCCUAGACCUCGAGCGCCCAGACCUUGCAUCGCAUCUCCGUUCAGAGGCGGAAGUUCGUGAACAGCUGGCAGAGGCCAACGACCUCCUCUCUCGCUAUCGUGCCACAUAUGGCGAAUCUUCGUCUUUACCGCCUCAGACGCGCGAACUUUCGGAACAGCUUCGACGUAAGGAAGAGGAGCUCAAGACCUUAAGGCUCCAGGAUUCACAGCGCGAGCAGGGCGAGGCGGCGCUCUACAGCGAGCUCGAUACGCUCACGACAGCGUGGGAAGGCGCCGAGCAACAGCUGAAGAGCAAGGUGUUGGACUUGAAAGGAAUGGAGGAGCAAAUGCGCCGAGUGGCUACAGACAAAGCGAAGAUGGAGAACAAACUCUACGCCGCUAUGAAUGCCAAGGACGCUGCUGUUUCUGAAGCAAAGGCCCUGAAGCGUACGAAUGACAAGGAACAGAAGGUUAUCGCCACGCUUCAAGAGGCAAAGAAAAUGCAGGAUCAGCUUAUCACGCAAACCAAGUCCACUCUAGCCAAAGCAGAAGCGCAUGCGAAUCUACUUACCAAGCGUGAAAUGGAUGCGAAGCGCAAGCUCUCCGAGCUCGAAGUCCAGCUCGCGCAGGCGAACAUACACGCGCAGAAGGCGAAUAGCAUGUACAAGUCGCUCAGCCAGGAACAUGCACAUAGCGAACGCCUACGCCGCAAAGCCGAGGAGCAAUUCAAGAUUACGCAGAAGGAGACUGAGCGCGUUAAGGAGACCCUCAAGAGCCGCCCGGAGUCGUCCUCCCAGAAAGAGGAGAACCUCAAGGCUGAGGUUGAGUCGUACUCGUCGAUCCUCAGAUGUUCGACCUGUCGGCAGAACAUGCGCUCAGUCUACUUGGCUAAAUGUAGUCACACCUUCUGCAAACCGUGUAUCGACUCACGAUACGCUUCACGACAGCGCAAAUGCCCCAGCUGCCAGCUUGCUUUCGGACAGGCCGAUAUUCAGACAUUAUAUUUCCAAUGA